AUUUAACGCACGUGGGUUUUUGUAGGUGGGAGAUUAGUAGAUACGCAAACGUACGUAGUAGGUGUCUGUUAAAACAGAGGUCCCAGAGAGAGGAGGAGCCUCCCUGUUUUGGUUCGGCCAAAAACAAGAAUGUCGGGUCAUCAGUGCACCGAGAACCCGCCUCAUCUGGAUCCAAAUAGCGGGUCAGGUCAUGUCGAGAAACUCGGCAACCUUGACACCUACGUCUCUGGUUCCACUCAUUCAAAGCUUGCUGUUCUUCUUGUCUCUCAUGUUUUCGGAUAUGAAACUCCUAACCUGAGGAAACUUGCUGACAAGGUUGCAGAAGCUGGAUUCUAUGCGGUGGUUCCCGAUUUCUUCUAUGGAGAUCCUUAUAAUCCCGAGAAUAAGGAUCGACCGCUUCUUACAUGGGCAAAAGAUCAUGGACAAGAGAAAGGGUUUGAGGACUCAAAGCCAAUAGUGGAGGCCUUGAAGAACAAAGGCAUAACUAGUAUAGGAGCAGCAGGGUUCUGUUGGGGUGCAAAAGUUGCAGUGGAACUAGCUAAGCAAAAGCUUGUUGACGCUACUGUUUUGUUACAUCCUUCUCGUGUUACGGUGGAUGAUAUCAAAGAUGUCAACAUUCCAAUCGCGGUAUUAGGAGCUGAACUCGAUCAAGUGUCCCCUCCAGAACUUGUGAGGCAAUUCGAAGAUAUUUUAGCUUCUAAACCUGAGGUGAAGAGUUUUGUGAAGAUAUUCCCAAGAGUCAAACACGGUUGGACUGUUAGAUAUAAUGAAAAUGAUCCAUCAGAAGUUGAAGCUGCAGAGGAAGCUCACAUGGACAUGCUCGCUUGGCUCAUCGACUAUGUCAAGUGAGAACUUGGAACGGUCUAAGCUUUGGUGUGCAUAUAACCAGAGGAGACCCAAAAUCAUAUCUAUUACUCUUUAAAUAAUAAAUGUAACUAGUAGUAUCUUCUUUACUUUGCUUUGUUAUGUUCGUGGUUAGUCUUUUCUCAAAAUGUUUCAGUCUCAGAAACAUCAGUUUGAGUUAAACUUAACACGUUCUAGAAAUAUCUUAAUGUCGUCCCUUUGAACCUUAAGCCUAGUUAUGUUGUUGAUAUUGAAAUAAAGACAGCCCCAAAUUCAGCUAUAUAAA
Molecule: messenger RNA, 1129 nt
Organism: Arabidopsis lyrata subsp. lyrata
Lineage: Eukaryota; Viridiplantae; Streptophyta; Magnoliopsida; Brassicales; Brassicaceae
Product: endo-1,3;1,4-beta-D-glucanase
Exons: 7
Coding region: 130-849 (239 amino acids)
Molecular function (GO): hydrolase activity
Source: RefSeq, a predicted model, not a curated record